Vigna umbellata (rice bean) is the source of this 511-nucleotide messenger RNA. NCBI's taxonomy places the organism in Eukaryota, Viridiplantae, Streptophyta, Magnoliopsida, Fabales, Fabaceae. The record is from RefSeq and is a predicted model, not a curated record.
AAUCUGCUGUUUAAUCUGCAACUCAAAGAAGAUACGGGAAAUGUAAAAGUGGGGAAGGCUGUGCACAAGGCCAUUAGGCCUUCCAGGCUUCUUGAAUUGAAACAAGUGUUCCAUGAGGAGAAGUUUCUUUUAAACUUUGGGAAUAAAUGCGUUGACAUGGUAUUGGAGCAAGAUGCUAGUGGUGAAGAUGCAUUGAGAGGGUGGCUAGUUGCUGCAUAUGCUGCACAAGUUGUGAGUUCCUCUCGUCAUGAGCUCAGUGCUAGUGUCAUGCACGAGGCUUAUCAUAAAAUGAAUGGUGUGUUUCCUAUAUUCUUGAAAGAAUUACAGAACAAAGGGUGGCACACUGAUCGGUUUUUGGAUGGAACUGGUAGCCGUUUUGCAUUAUAAUGCUCCUAAUUAAAAAUUCCAUGUUGCACAACUUCGUUUGCCUCGUGAGUUUAUAUCUAACCACAAAUUAAUAUUAUAAUUAUACCCAAUGUUUUAUUUGGUCUAUUUGAUAACUUCAAACUUA